This is a messenger RNA of Nestor notabilis (Kea), 1068 nucleotides long. RefSeq names its product chemokine (C-C motif) receptor 9 (gene CCR9). Gene Ontology annotation, cellular component: membrane. Gene Ontology annotation, biological process: immune response; chemotaxis; G protein-coupled receptor signaling pathway. Gene Ontology annotation, molecular function: chemokine receptor activity. The record is from RefSeq and is a predicted model, not a curated record. The coding region runs from base 1 to 1068 and encodes 355 amino acids. The transcript has a single exon. NCBI's taxonomy places the organism in Eukaryota, Metazoa, Chordata, Aves, Psittaciformes, Psittacidae.
AUGCCAGUGAACAACACGGACUUCAUAUGUGACAUGAGGCAGGUCAGGCAGUUUGCUCCAGCCUUCCUGCUUGUGUUCUUCUGGCUCAUCUUCUCUGUGGGCACUGUGGGAAAUGCCUUGGUUGUGCUCGUAUAUUGCAAACACCACUUCAGGAGGAGCACGAUGGAUUGGUACCUGCUGCACUUGGCCAUUGCAGACCUGCUUCUCCUCUUCACCCUCCCCUUCUGGGCCGAGGCUGCCUCCAAUGGCUGGAUCUUCAAGAACCUCAUGUGCAAAGUUGUCAACAGUAUGUAUAAGAUCAACUUCUGCAGCUGCAGCUUGUUUCUAACCUGCAUCAGCUUGGACAGGUACAUCACUAUUGUCCAGCCAACGAAAGCUAACGCCUCUAAGCGAAGGCGGCUCCUGCGCAGCAAAGUGAUGUGUUGGGCUGUCUGGCUGACAUCCAUGAGCCUGUGCAUCCCAGAAAUCAUGUACAGCCAAAGCAUGCGGGUGGGUAACAUAACAAUUUGCAAAGUCACAUAUCCACCAAACAUCAGCAUGAACUUCAGAGCUACUGUCCUGGCCUCAAAAGUCACAUUCGGAUUCUUCCUCCCGCUCCUUGUCAUGGUCAUUUGUUACGCCCUCAUCAUCAAGACCCUCCUGCAAGCCAAAAGAUCCCACAAGCAGAAGCCACUGAAGAUCAUCACCAUGAUCAUCACUGCUUUCCUCCUCUCCCAGCUCCCGUACAACAUUGUUUUGCUGGUCAAAGCCAUCAGCACCUAUGCCAGGGAAGCACAGAGCUGUGAUGCUGCCGGCCGGCUGGACAUCGCGCUGCAGCUCACGCAGAGCAUCGCCUUCCUCCACAGCUGCCUCAACCCCUUUCUCUACGCCUUCGCUGGCGAGCGCUUCAGGACAGCGCUGGGCAGGGCAAUGCCGGGCAGCAGCUUCUGCUGGAGCAGGAGCCAAGACCAGUGCUCCUCUGCCUGCAACAGCCAUGAGCACAGCUCAGACUGGUCCUUCGCCAUGCUGGGGAGGCGGCGAGUGAGGAGCUCCCUCACCCUCAACACACACUUAAUCACAGAGUCAUAG